AAGCUGGCUUACAAUAAAUUGUGGUGUCUAAGCACUUGGCAGUCAUAAACCGUAAUGCUGUCUGGCGACUCAUUGGAAAGUUCUAACGCUUUUUGUAACGCGGAGCACCUCACUUCCCGAUCCAUCAUGUCCCACAGCUCAACAUCUCGUGCGCAUUUACAACGUCGUGGCGCAGUGGUUGGAUUGGCCAACCGCAUGAAGCGUGCUUUGUCCCUUGCCGAGUUGAGCGAUGUGCAGUUUGCCGUGGGACGGGAAUGCGAUGACGGGGAAAUAAAGAUCUUCCAGGCACACAAGAACAUCUUGAGCCUGAGCAGCGAUGUGUUCCAUACUAUGUUCUACGGGAGUAUGCCCGCCAGUACUCAAGAGCCAAUCGACAUUCCUGAUAUUCUUCCGGAAGCCUUUGCUAUCAUGCUCAGCUAUGUGUACACCGAUUCCGUGGAGGAUUUCAAUGCGCAGAACGUGUUUCCCACUUUGCGCUGUGCCGAUAAGUACGAUUUACCAGUGCUGAUGGACCGUUGCUGUGAAUACAUUCUGCACCAUCUCAAUACCGACAACUGUCUGAUCACGCUGGAAAACGCCAACCGCUGGAGCCCGGAUUUCGACAGCAUUGUGGAGAAAUGUCUGGAUCUGGUGGACGCUUCGGAUGGAGCCGUUUUUCAAUCGGAGCCCUUCACUGCGCUGAGCCUAGACAGCCUGCAAAUGAUCCUCCAGCGCCCGACACUGGCGGCACCCGAGAUCGUCAUCUACAAAGCCGUCGAGAAAUGGGCUGCCGGGGAAUGCAAACGUCACAAUAUGGAUCUAUCCACCGCCAACCGGCGUCAGAUGCUAGGCGAUGCAUUGUUUUUGGUUCGUUUUCCGCUGCUGACCGAUGCCGAACUGGCCGGCGGUCCUGUCAAGAAUGAAUUACUGCUGCCACCGGAGCUGUGGGAUAUCUACCUGUACAAGCACACCACGGAGCAGCCGGCGCUGCCCUUUGCGACUGAACCGCGUCGCUUCGUGCAGCACCGCAUUGGAGACGUCGUUUUUAAAGACAAAGAGGCUAUUUUUGUGGAAGAAUACAACGGCGACGGCUACUGGUACCCGGCAGAAGUAAUCGGAGAGCGAGGAGGGAAAUGUGUCGGUCGGUGGUUGCACACGCGCUGGGAAGGUCCCAUAGCGGUGGAGAGGUUGAUCCGUGCGGCGGAUGUUCUGCAGCGGGGCCUUCAGUUACGACCGCUUCUGUGGGGAAUGCUGGUCGGGGCUACCUACUGCCACUACCGCGGAGGUCAGCACGUGGUGGAAGUCGACGGAAAUGAGAGAUUCGCCAAGGUUGAGGAGAUGGUGCUGCCCAAAGAAGUGGGCGCGGCGUGGAAGGCAGCCCACGAAUAAAGAACCAAGGGAAUUUGAUUUCGCUCGCUGAAAACACGUAUAUGAUACUUGCCGCACGCUGCGUGCACUUGCAUAUGUGUAUCAUUUCAUUAAGUCCAUUUUGUUGUUUUUCUUUUUCUCCUUGCUUUCCUCUGUCAGCGUUGUAAAUCCAGUUCUAGUUAGCGAUUAAACCUUUUAUUCCCUGAUUUUA
Molecule: messenger RNA, 1558 nt
Organism: Paramacrobiotus metropolitanus
Lineage: Eukaryota; Metazoa; Tardigrada; Eutardigrada; Parachela; Macrobiotidae
Product: BTB/POZ domain-containing protein 2-like
Exons: 6
Coding region: 55-1368 (437 amino acids)
Biological process (GO): neurogenesis
Cellular component (GO): cytosol
Molecular function (GO): protein binding
Source: RefSeq, a predicted model, not a curated record